Messenger RNA from Phoenix dactylifera (date palm), 2959 nucleotides. Lineage: Eukaryota; Viridiplantae; Streptophyta; Magnoliopsida; Arecales; Arecaceae. The record is from RefSeq and is a predicted model, not a curated record.
ACUAAGCAGACAGAAUUCGAUGGCUUCUGCUCUAUCCUACUGGACAGACAGAAUUCUAUGUGUGCUGCUUGUGUGCGUUGCCUUUCUUUUCCUGAACUUCUACCUGACCAGUUUCAUAUUUCUUGCAGAAGCUAGCAAUGUACAUAUCGUCUAUAUGGGAGCGAGACAUCAUGAAGAUUCAACCACUGUCGAAAGUUCCCACCAUGAAGUGUUGACCACCCUGCUUGGAAGCAAGGAAGCAGCUCAGGAUUCCAUCUUAUACAGCUACAAGCAUGGCUUCUCAGGCUUUGCAGCUAAGCUGACCAAGUCUCAGGCAGAUAGAGUUGCAGAGUUCCCUGGCAUUAUACAAGUGAUCCCCAAUCGAGUACGCAAACUCCAUACAACCCGAAGCUGGGAUUUUAUUGGGCUCCAUCGUAGUUCCGGUCGUAGCCUUCUAUCUGAAAGCAGAAUGGGUCGAGAGAUGAUUAUCGGUGUUAUAGAUUCAGGGAUCUGGCCGGAGUCGGAAAGCUUCAACGACAGAGGCAUGGGUCCAGUCCCAUCUCGUUGGAAGGGAGCUUGCGAGCAUGGAGAGCUCUUCAACUUCACAAACUGCAACAAGAAACUGAUCGGAGCCCGCUGGUUCGGGAAAGGAUUAAUUGCUGAGAAGGAAAGGCCGAUUAAAACCGCUGCACCUUCGGAGUACCUGUCUCCGAGAGACGCAACGGGUCAUGGAACGCAUACCGCUUCCACAGCAGCUGGUCGAUUAAUAAAGAACGCAAGUUAUAGAGGCUUGGCCGCAGGAACUGCUCGAGGUGGAGCACCUUUCGCUCGAUUAGCAGUUUAUAAGGCAUGCUGGGAUACACAUCCGGGAGAGUGCAGUGAUGCUGAUAUACUGAAGGCGUUCGAUGAGGCAAUACAUGAUGGGGUUGAUGUCAUAUCUGUGUCUCUCGGCAACCAUGUCCCCCUCUUAUCGUAUGUUGAAGAUGACUCGAUUUCCAUAGGCUCCUUCCAUGCAGCAGCGAGGGGGAUCAGUGUCGUGUGCUCUGCGGGAAAUGAUGGCCCAUUCUCUCAGACCGUCACAAACACCGCACCUUGGGUUACAACAGUUGCAGCCGCCUCUAUUGACAGGGCUUUCCCGACCGCCAUUAUACUUGGAAACAAUCACACAGUCUUGGUACUUAAAAUGAACUCUGCAUAUAAUAUUUUAAUUAGACAAUUAAAAGUAUCAGGCCACCGUCGGUCCGAACUGCAACAUUUGCUAGCUAAAAGAUUGGCCAAUCAAAGGGUUUCUACUUUCCAACGAGCCACCAGGAAUCGAUCUUCCGCUUAUCAAAUACAGAAGACCUGGAAGAAUUGGAAAACUAAGAAGCCUUUGAUCUCACACAUUUUGUUCCAUAAAUCUGUGCAGGGCCAAACCUUAAAUACCCGAGGGUAUAAAGGAGGGUUCCAUGAGCUGCGGUACUCAGAAUUUGUCAAGAAGGAAAAAGCGGAUGCCGAAUAUAGCCGGAGCUGUUAUAUCGGAACUCUCAAUGCAACACUAGCAAAAGGCAAGGUCAUUCUCUGCUUCUCAUCAUUGGCAGAAGAUGCAUAUAUAUCUGAAGCAGCUCAGUCUGUCUCAAGAGCAGGAGGCAUCGGUCUCAUCUUUGCACAAACACAAGAUAGUGAGCUUGACCCCUGCGAUGGGGUCCCUUGCAUUAAAGUAAAUUACGAGGUGGGCACCCAAAUACUUUCCUACAUCAGGCAAGCGAAGUUUCCAGUUGUGAAGUUGAGCCAUCCGAAGACUCUCACUGGGAGGUUAGCAUCCCCAAGAAUAGCUCAUUUCUCAUCUAGAGGGCCCAGCUCCCUGUCUCCUGCUUUCUUGAAGCCUGACAUCGCAGCACCUGGAGUCAGCAUUUUAGCAGCCCACAGGAAUCCAGCAGAUGCUGAUGACGCCUUUGCCUUUAUGUCGGGAACCUCAAUGGCCUGUCCUCACGUAACUGGAAUAGUUGCACUCAUCAAAUCCAUCCACCGGGACUGGUCCCCUGCGGCCAUAAGAUCUGCUCUCGUAACCACAGCCACUCAAACUGGCACGGAUGGAGGGCUGAUAGUAGCACAAGAUGGUAGCCGAAAGCCAGCUGACCCUUUUGACUAUGGAGGUGGCCAUGUUGAUCCAAAUAGAGCAGCAGAUCCAGGGCUAGUUUACAAUAUGAGCACGAUCGACUACGUUCCAUUUCUGUGCUCAUUGAGUUACAAUGAUCCUGCCAUUAGUAAUCUAAUGGAUCAGCAAAUCACCUGCCCAAUUACUACCUCAGAAUUGGACCUCAACCUGCCAUCGAUCGUCAUCCCGAAUCUUAAAGGGACCGCAACGAUCUCACGAACCAUGACAAAUGUCGGUCCAGCUAAUUCAGUGUAUGAAGCUCUAGUCCAUCCCCCUCGUGGCAUUAAAAUGCAGGUGAUGCCUCUGAUUCUUGAGUUCAAUUCUACCACCACCAGCAUCUCAUUCACAGUAACUUUCGCUUCUCCUAGCCGAAAGGUGCACUCGGAUUACCGAUUUGGAAGCCUGACGUGGACUGAUGGUGUGCAUGUUGUCAGAAGCCCUGUAGCCGUUCGUGCUAUCUUAUUUGAUUCAUAUUCAGACAUGUAAAAACGUCCAAGAAUGUGAAUUAACAAAUAGAUGGCAUAAAUUGCCAUCGAACAUAUCGUAGCAUAUCAUCAAUCUUAUGAAUUUGUUGUCUGGCUAAAGAAUCCGAGGUGCAAGCAACCCAAAUGCUAUGCUAUGUCUCAAGACUUUAUAUUAAUUCCAAUGAACUUAUAAAUUUAAUGUACAUGGAGUCAUUUAAUGUACGAAACUAUAAGUGGUAACGGAUGAAUUAUAGAGUUGGUUAGCGAGAAGCAAUGCACGCUUGUUCAUGUAUCACCAAUCUAUGUACAAAACGUAAGUAACUUGUGAUACUUGUAACCCAUCAUUCACUUGUUAAUGGAAAGGAAAUAAGCAAUGCAG